Molecule: messenger RNA, 1584 nt
Organism: Penicillium subrubescens
Lineage: Eukaryota; Fungi; Ascomycota; Eurotiomycetes; Eurotiales; Aspergillaceae
Product: oleate hydratase
Exons: 3
Coding region: 1-1584 (527 amino acids)
Biological process (GO): fatty acid metabolic process
Molecular function (GO): FAD binding; oleate hydratase activity
Source: RefSeq, a predicted model, not a curated record
AUGCAUGACACAGUCUCAUCCGUUCGCGACCCUGAAAGUACUCAAGCGUGGCUGGUUGGCAGUGGAAUUGCAUCACUUGCUGCUGCCGUGCAUCUGAUCAGAGAUGCACGACUGCCAGGACGCAACAUUCAUAUCCUUGAUCGGCAUGCGGAAACAGGAGGGGGAAUAACUAGCGCCGGAAAUGCAGAGAACGGCUAUAUCCUCUACCCAGGAAGCCUGCCAUACUUCCACGACGAAUGCGUGGAUAAUCUGCUAUCUCUUGUUCCGAGCGCUAGUGGAUCAGACAAAUCCCUCUUGGACACUAUCAGAGAUUUUCAGUUGAGCGAGACUCCUCCGCCUGGAAGUAUUGCCAAGACACGGUUUCUGAGAAACAAAGGAGGAAAGUGCGAACGGUCCGAAGCCAACCAUCUUUCUAUUGGACCAUAUAAUCGAUUGCAACUUAUGAAAGUGUUGUUGGAAGGUGAAAGUCUCCUAGGAAGAUAUCGCAUCCAGGACUUCUUUGGAGAUGAAUUUUUCGGGACUGACUUUUGGGCCUUAUGGUCCACUACAUUUGCUCUGCGACCUUGGCAUAGUGCCAUUGAGUUUCAACGAUGUCUUCGCAAGCAUCUCCCUGACAUUCAUUCCCUUAAUAACGUCAGCACACUCGAUCGCACUCGGUAUUCUCUAUAUGAAUCUAUUAUUUUGCCGAUUUCAACCUACCUCAGAUCGGAAGGUGUUAAUUUCCACUUCAAUGCGAAGGUUGUUGAUAUGCGAAUGACCUUGGAUGAUAACUUAAAAGGGGACCCAACCACUGUCACUGAGAUCGUUCUGCGAGAGCAUGAGGAAGAACGAAUAGUUAAUGUCGAUCCCAACGAUCUUACGAUUGUCACCAUUGGCUCGCCAAACUCAGGCUACCAGCUGGGAACGAACUCGGACCCGCCGCCUUACCCUUCUGAUCCAGACGAUUUUACCUACGGCGACUGGUCGCUAUGGUUUCAUCUCGCGCAGAAGGCUACCAAGUUCGGGGUUCCAUUAAAUUUUAAUUCUCACACCCCGGAGUCCACCCUAGUUACAUUCACCGUGACUUUGCAUGACUCAGAGUUUAUGCUUUUGUAUCAAGUGUUAACCAAUGAUAUGCCCGGUUCCAGUGCGCUUCUUUCUUUCCCUGAUAGUAACUGGCUACUCAGCAUUUGUGUUCCUCACCAGCCAGGUUUGCGACCUGAGAAGAUGGGGAAUGUUGUUGACAAACCAAUGACGAAAUGUGCGGGAGAGGAGAUCAUGACGGAGUUGCUCUCCCACCUCAACUUUCCAGUUGAGAGUCUUCUUCCUAACUCGAUUACCAUCCCUUGUUUGUUGCCCCUAGCAACUUCAGCACUUUUGCCGAGGGUUCAUAAAAAUCGACCGGAGGUGAUACCACCCAACACCACCAAUAUUGCGCUUGUUGGGCAGUUCACGGAGAUUCCUCGCGAUACAACCUACAACAUGGAGUACAGUGUACGGGGUGCGCAGACGGCAGUCUAUGCGUUGAUGGGGCUACCGAAGUCGCCCCCGAGGACAAAGAGAAGUCUUCUCCUGGAUGUUUUUGAUUUGCUUGCCGAGGGUUAA